Molecule: messenger RNA, 918 nt
Organism: Cylindrotheca closterium
Lineage: Eukaryota; Bacillariophyta; Bacillariophyceae; Bacillariales; Bacillariaceae
Source: the annotation of a GenBank genome assembly
AUGGAUCUCAUUCUUGAGCACUUCCGGACUGAGCUCAAGUUCAUUCAAGCCAAGGUCAAGUCCUUAGAGACACCUCAUCGAGGUGAGACGGUUGAGCAUAACGGUAUCCGGUUCUUGUUCGUUGAGGACUGUGCCCACUUGCUGAAGACCUACAACUUUGAUGUGGGCUUCUUCCUUGAUUUCUGCAGCACUAUGGUAAUUAUGGGAGGCAGAGGCAAAGACUAUGAUGGAAAAGAAAGUUCUGACGUCUGGCAUUCCGCAAGACGAACUGGCUCCACUAUCAAGACUAAUAUGCUUCUUGCUGCUAUGGCUCGUGUCCGUCCGGAAAAAAUAUUUGCCAAAGGAGGCCAAGGGGCGCUUGUGCCUAUCUCAGAGGGUAUUAUCGGAUCGCUGCCUGGGAAUGGACCGGCUGUGGAAAUCGCCCGGCUACUAUGCUACCGAGUCCUUAAUCAGUGGAACAAUUUUGUAAGCGCAAUUGAGCGCACGCAUACCAAACUGGUGGCCGUUACUAGAUUUUCGGAGAAAAUAGCCUGGAAGUUGAUGGGGAGAUACGGCGUGGCUGUAUUUGAGGCCAUGCAACCAUAUCGUGCGGCAGCCGCGCAGUUGGAGAACCCCAAAACAUUGGACGAUCAAGCCGCCCUUCCUUGGGUCGUCUUACAAUGUCAUCGAGUUGUAGACAAAUUCAUGGUGAACUUUGAAGGUCAUCCAGCGAUUGUACGCGAGAUGAGCCUUUUCAUUCUCACAGAACGGGUUGAUCCAAUUCAGUUUGCGGCUGUAGCUGAGCAAAACAAGGAGGUUAGUCAAGAAAACGCAGCCUUGGCAAAGAGGGUUAAGGCCCUUGAGGAGUCACAAAAUGCUAUGAAGAGGCAGAUUGACAGCUUGUCAAAUGAACUGAAGCAAAUAAAGAAGAAGAGCUGA